This is a messenger RNA of Zeugodacus cucurbitae (melon fly), 1116 nucleotides long. Its product is annotated as transcription factor Adf-1. The transcript has 3 exons. Gene Ontology annotation, cellular component: transcription regulator complex; nucleus. The record is from RefSeq and is a predicted model, not a curated record. Lineage: Eukaryota; Metazoa; Arthropoda; Insecta; Diptera; Tephritidae. Gene Ontology annotation, biological process: regulation of transcription by RNA polymerase II. Bases 114 to 767 code for a protein of 217 amino acids.
CUAUUUUUGUCACUUUGUUAUUGUCUAGUUUUCUCAUACUCGUUCGGUAUUCGGUGUUUAAUAUUUUAUUUACCUGAUAAACAUUUGAUAAAUAAAUAAAUAAAUCUAUAAUAAUGGAUGUCAAAUCAGAUUUUGAUACAAAACUGGUAGAGAUGGUGCGCGCAAAUCCACUGCUCUAUGAAAAGGAAGUGCGUAGCACACCGUACGAUCUGAUGAAGAAAAAAACUGAACUCUGGCGUAGCAUUGCAUCCUCUUUAAAUGUUGAAACCAAAUUCUGUGUAAUACGCUGGAAGAAUCUGCGCGAUAAAUAUCGACGUGAGUCGCAAAAGACACAGGAGCUUGAACGCAAAGCUGGUGGCAUAAAAAGCGCACAAGGCGCUACCUGGCAUUUAUUAGAUAAAAUGAGUUUCCUCGACCACCACAUAAGAGUGCAUAGCUCAAACAGCACAAAAAGUGCCGCAGAAAAUAUACGCACCAGUUGGAGUGAAAUGGAUGCUGAGCAACUAAUUGAGCAAUUACCAAAUGAUGAUGAUCCCCUGCAAGAGGCCAUGGAAGAGCAAGCUGUCGUCGCUGUAGAGACAAAGAAGCCAGAUCCUUUAGUGAGUACAGCAACAACAAAUACAUCAUGUUUAAAGCGCAUCGAAACAUUGCUAGAGGGUUUGGAUGAAGAUAAUCGCACAAAAGCUGAAAAGCGUGUUGUCGCGUAUCUUUGUAAGUGUCAACUCAAGUUUUUGGAAAAUGAGAGUAUCGAUGAUAUAGUCAUCUAACGUAGCUACUGUAGAUGUAAGCAUAUUGCUGCUGGUGUUUUAAGUGUUAUUUUAAUUCUUACAUUUAAUAGUUUUGAAUAUAAGUGAAGUGCAUUGUUGUGCUUUUAAUUAAUAUUACUGUCUGAUUAUAGCGUUGUUUUGAACAAAAAAAUAUUUGGUAACAAAACUAAUUUACUCAAAGUCACAAUUCAAAGUUUAAUUUUAUUAAUAUGCAUUAUAGAAUUAAGCCAGUAAAUAACACUACCUCGCCAUUAUUUGUAUUGAUUAAUUGUAUAUUACACUUACGUAGCGUGUACAAACAUAUUUUUUUUGUCAAAUCAAAUAAUAAAACGCACAAAUAUGCAAGCUA